GCUACUGUGACACGCCUCUCGAGUGAUGGCUUACAGCCCUCCUGUCUGGAUAGACCGGUUCAAGACCCACGUUUUUUUAAGGCUUUGUCUCUGUAAGUGAAAACUGAUCAUGUGUUCCGUAACGCUCUCCUUUUGAUAAGGAAAUCGCAUCCGAUAUGGCUGUGUUUCGCACGCAGCCUGUCUGAACGUCAGUAUAAGAAGAGUUAGACGAAACAGUGGAAGAGAGUCGAGACGCACGGUCUUUACGAGUGUGCUACGGACGGGAGCACCACAGCUAGUCAUGGCAGGCAGGAACGUGCUGAUUGUGUACGCCCACCAGAGCCCCGCCUCCUUCAAUGCUGCGGCGCGGGAUGUGGCGGUGGAGGUGCUGGAGCAGCAGGGCUGCCGCGUGGUCAUCUCUGACCUCUACGCCAUGAACUUCAGUCCCUCUGCAACCGUGCGGGACAUCACUGGUCAGCUGAGGAACCCAGAGCACUUCUGCUAUGGUGACGAAUCCAUGUGGGCAUGGGAGGAGGGGCGGCUGAGCGAUGACAUCAAAGAGGAGCAUCGCAAAGUGGAGGAGGCCGAGCUCAUCAUUUUCCAGUUCCCCAUGUAUUGGUUCAGUGUACCCGCUAUCCUGAAGGGCUGGCUGGACAGAGUGCUGACUCAAGGUUUUGCCUUUUCUUUGGUGAAGAUGUACAACAAUGGCAUAUUUAAGGAUAAGAAAGCGAUACUGUCAUUCAGCACAGGAGCACCAGAGUCAAUGUUCCUUCCAGAUGGAAUAAAUGGGGACAUGAAUGUCACACUGUGGCCCUUACAGAAUGGUGUGCUGCACUUCUGUGGGUUCCAGGUCUUGGCCCCUCAGAUUUUCUGGGCACCAACCUUCUGCCCCCCCCAGGUACGGAAGGCCAUGCUGGAGGGGUGGCGGGCGAGGCUGGGGGGCCUCUGGGAGGAGGCGCCUCUCACUUUCGCCCCCUCUGAGUUGUUUGACCUGAGCUUCACAGGGGGGUAUCGACUCUGGCCUCACCUGAAGGAGGAACGCAGCGGGGAACCUUACGGCAUUACCACGGGACACCAUCUGGGGAAACCCCUCCCCCCCAACAACCAGAUCAAGGUCACACCCCAAGAUGACCAGACCAGAGCCACGCCCCCAGAUGACCAUGCUCACCCAAAGAACUGACAGUUGAAUGGCAAAAAAAGCAUUUUUUAUAAUGUAAAAUGCUAUUCUUAGGUUGCAAUUGUAUCACAGAUCAAUCAAUCUACUCAGAUUACAAAUUAAUCAUCAUUUUUAAGUUAGCACAUACACACACACACACACACACACACACACACACACGCACAUGCACAUGUAUGCACAUAUACACACACACUGGCCUUUUUGUGAAAUUCUAAUGUACAUCUUAGUUACACCAUUUAUUAUAUAUGUUAUUGUUUAGCGAAUGUUUUUUUCCGGGCUAAAUUGCUAAAUUGGUUUAUUGGUAUUGAGACUUCGGCAAACAUAUAGAGAUGCAGUCAGAGCAAAGUAUUCAUUCAGCUGUAGUUCCAGUGUCCUCAUCAUAUCUGUAAUUACAGUCCUGUCACCAUGCAAAAACACAUGCAUAUGCACACACAUCCACAUACAUAGUACAUACACCCACAUACAUAUACCUAGUUUUGCUAAUUAUUUAUUCAAAUUUUUGGUUGUGAAAUGAUGUACACAUUAUUCAUUCUGAGAGUUUGGUGGUAUUUCUCAGACUACAGGUGGACAUUAUGUCUCUGUACACUUCAACUGCCAUUCUGUUCCUUGGUAUUUUUUAAAUGCUGAAAUCAAUAACUUUUUAUGUAUCUUGGAAAAUUGGUUGUUUUUCCUCUGUACUAAUCAUAUUUGCAUUUCAAAUCAAACAAUGACUAUGAGGCAAAAUUCAAAA
Molecule: messenger RNA, 1886 nt
Organism: Anguilla anguilla (European eel)
Lineage: Eukaryota; Metazoa; Chordata; Actinopteri; Anguilliformes; Anguillidae
Gene: nqo1
Product: NAD(P)H dehydrogenase, quinone 1
Exons: 6
Coding region: 281-1159 (292 amino acids)
Cellular component (GO): cytosol
Molecular function (GO): NAD(P)H dehydrogenase (quinone) activity
Source: RefSeq, a predicted model, not a curated record